Messenger RNA from Prunus armeniaca (apricot), 2298 nucleotides. Lineage: Eukaryota; Viridiplantae; Streptophyta; Magnoliopsida; Rosales; Rosaceae. The record is from the annotation of a GenBank genome assembly.
AUGCUCAUAAACCUCAGAAGAACAAUACGCAUUCCAUUUCAUCCCAAACCUUCACUCUGCAUUCCUCUGAAUCUCUUCUCAACUUCAGCACCAAACCCAAACGCAAACUCUACAGAGCCUCUUUUAGAAUCCCAACUCAAAUCCUUAGUUCUCAGCCAUUACAAGCAUGGCAAAUUCACCAACCUUCUCCAAAACGUCGUCGCUUUGCCCACUGUCCUCCUUGCCGCCUGCCAAAACCUCACCACCCCACAAGCCCCAAAUGGAAAUGGCCUCAGCCCGUCCCUUCUCGACUCGGUCUCCAAGCGGUUCUCAAUCCACGAAAUGGGUCGCGAGCUCUCCGAGAAUCGGUUCGAUAUUGGAGCUUGCAGUGUUACAAUGGCGGCCCAAAGAAAUAGAGGUGAGUCUUUGGUCUUGCCUAACUUGAAAUUGAAGGUUUUGAUUGAAGCUAUUAGGAUGGUAUUGGGAAUUGUUUAUGAUGAACGCUUUGUGACGUUUUCUUAUGGUGGUCGUGUUAAUAUGGGCAGGCACACGGCCAUUAGGUACCUUAAAAACUCUGUAGAGAACCCCAGUUGGUGGUUUACAGUUAGCUUUAACCGCGAAAAGUUUGAUCAACAACAUGUAAAUAAGCUAUGCAUGUUUAUGCAAGAGAAAAUAGAGGAUGAGACUUUGAUUAAUGUUAUAAAGAGGUUGUUUGAAUGCGGUGCGGUGAGAAUUGAAUUGGGUGGUUGCUUCUUUGGAAGAGGGUUUCCUCAGGAAAGUGGGUUGAGUUCAAUUUUGAUAAAUAUUUACUUCAAUGGGUUUGAUAAAGAAAUUCAAGAAAUGCGUCUAAAGAAGAAUCUGGAGCAUCCCAAAUUUGAUUCAAAUGAGCUUGUUUCUAAGGAUGGUGUGUUUUACAAGCCAGUGAAGAUAUAUGCAGUUAGGUACUUGGAUGAAAUAUUAGUGAUAACAUCCGGGUCUAAGAUGUUGACAAUGGAUUUAAAGAACUGGGUUGUUAAGCACAUAGAGGGGAUACUGGAAUUGAAGGUGGAUGGGAUAAAAACAGCUAUUCAUAGUGCGGUGUCUGAGAAGAUUGCUUUUUUGGGCAUGGAAUUACAGGCUGUAAAACCUUCAGUUUUGAAUCCUCCUAUGUCAGAAAAGGCUAUGAGAGCACGAAAAAAGUACAUUAGACAGAAGGAAGUCAGAGCUCAGGAAUUGAAAAAUGCUAGAGAGAGGAAUAGGAAGAAAUUGGGAUUGAAAAUAAUGAGCCAUGUUUAUAAGAAGUUGAAGAGAAGUGAUGGGUUUAAAUUUGAAUAUCAAAUUAAGAAUGAAGUUAGAGAAAUCUUCAGAACCUGGGCUGAUGAGACGGUGCAAGAGUACCUUGGCUCUUUGGAGGAGCGUUGGGAUUGGUACCGCAAGCUAUCGGCAGGUAAUUUUCUCUCUUUAAGGCACAUUAGAGAUCAACUGCCUCAAGAGCUUGUUGAUGCUUAUGAUAAUUUCCAAGAGCAAGUUGACAAGCAUUUAAACCCAGUCAAAGCUAGAAGGGCACUGGAGGACGAAGAAAGGAGAAUAAAAGAUGAAGAGGAGAAGAAAUAUGCUAAGGGUACAGUUGAGGAUUUGACAAAGCUCUGUGUCAAAGCUGAUGCACCCAUAGAACUUAUUAGAAAAAUGGUUAGGUUGAUUGGCUUUACAAAUCAUAUGGGUCGUCCCAGGCCAAUUACUUUACUAACUGCUCUCGAAGAUACUGAUAUCAUUAAGUGGUAUGCGGGUAUAGGGAGAAGAUGGCUGGAAUUUUAUUGCUGCUGCCAUAACUUCAAGAUGGUCAAAACUGUUGUGACUUAUCACUUGAGGUUCUCUUGUAUCUUGACUCUAGCAGAAAAGCAUGAAUCCACCAAACGUGAAGCCCUGAAACAUUUUACUAAAGAUUUGAAAGUCUUUGAUAUAAAUGGAAAUGAAGAAGUGCACUUCCCCACAGAAAGGCAGGUGAAAAUGAUGGGAGAUAAAAAUCUCUCUGAUCCAAAACCAGUGGAUGGGACGUUCUCUUUGGCUUUGAUUAGAUUAGCUUCUGAUGAGCCUCCAUAUUCUUGUGUUGCUCAUUUCUGUGACAAAACUGAUACUGUUGUUUAUCGUGUACGACUAUUGCAAAAUCGCUUGAAUGUGAACCCUGUGGAUGAAAAGAAAUGGGUCCCUGGGAUGGGUGCAAUUAAUGAAAGUCUCAAUCUGAAAUGCUUCCCUGUUUGUCCUGAUCACAUACAUGACUUAUACAUGGGGAGAAUCACCUUUCAGGACAUUGAUUGCACUUCAUUUGUGGAUGGAGGCUGA